AUGUCCUUCGCCCGUGCCUCGAUCGGCCUAAUUGCCCUGGCGGCCUCCGUCUCGGCCAGUAUCAAGACUUGCUCCAACAACAACAACACUCUGAGCUGCCACAGCUCCUCCAAGGCUGGCACUUGCUGCUAUAGUUAUCCCGGUGGUGCACUCCUGCAAACCCAGUUCUGGGACACCGACCCAGUCACAGGGCCGACCGACUCGUGGACCAUCCACGGACUAUGGCCCGAUAACUGUGAUGGCACCUACGAGUCUAACUGCGAUGAUUCUCGCGCCUACACCAAUAUCACCGAGAUCCUGAAAGCCCAGGACCGUACCGACCUCCUCUCUUAUAUGGAGGAUUACUGGGUCGACAUUAAUGGCGACAGCGAGUCCUUCUGGGAGCAUGAGUGGGGAAAACAUGGCACUUGUGUCAACACCAUCAAGCCCAGCUGCUAUUCCAACUACUCGCCGCAGGAGGAGGUCGGCGACUUUUUCCAGAAGACUGUCGAUCUUUUCAAGGGUCUGGAUACCUACAAGGCACUGUCCGAUGCUGGCAUCACCCCUGAUGAGUCCAAGACCUACACUCUCAGCGAGAUCCAGUCUGCUCUGAGCAAGCUGCACGGCGCCGAGGUCUAUGUCAGCUGUGACAGUGGCAAGCUGAACCAAGCCUGGUAUUUCUUUAAUGUCGGCGGCAAUGCCAUCACUGGAAAAUACCAGGCUACCGAUACGCUCACCAAAGCGAGCUGCCCCAGCAGCGGCAUCAAGUACGUGCCCAAGAGCAAUUAA
Messenger RNA from Penicillium waksmanii, 768 nucleotides. RefSeq names its product T2 family ribonuclease. The record is from RefSeq and is a predicted model, not a curated record. Gene Ontology annotation, molecular function: RNA binding; ribonuclease T2 activity. Lineage: Eukaryota; Fungi; Ascomycota; Eurotiomycetes; Eurotiales; Aspergillaceae. The coding region runs from base 1 to 768 and encodes 255 amino acids. Gene Ontology annotation, cellular component: extracellular region. Gene Ontology annotation, biological process: RNA catabolic process. The transcript has 4 exons.